UACAGUACAUACCUCUGUGAUAGGGAAGACAUUUUAAAACUCUGUCAUUAACACCCGUUUUACAAACUACAACGAUGGGUAUGGUUGAUCCACAUCUACUGCUACAGACGAUUCUGUACUUUGCUACAUGUCUUAUCGGACUAGUUGUGUGUGUGUCCUUCGGAGUGUCACGGGCUAUAUUCAGUGGGAACUGUCUGAUAUACGCGUCGCUGGAUUGGAACUUAAAAGGAGACCAGUUCACGACAAAAUAUUCCCCGUCAUCCAACUGUGAUUUCCCUAUAUAUCUAUCUGUGUUUGGCUGUAUAUUUUAUGCUCUCGGGGUUGGAUUUUACAACGCUUACGCAACGUACAAAUCACGUGACGACAAGUCCAUCCCGUUCCAGAUGUGGGUGUGGCCGUUUGUUCUGGUAAAUUCCAUAGUGGCCUUCCUAGUGCUGGUCUGUGCCAGUAUGCUCAGUGUCGGUAUAUCUACUAUAUGUUCUGAACUUCGCAAGGGCAAAAUAUACAAAGGAUGCUCAGACGCCCAGGACCAGGAAUGGACGGAUGAUAAUGGCGAUAAUUACAGCACCGGAUAUUUUUAUAACCUUCUAGAAGUGUCCGAGGUAGCCUGUUGGGUCUGUCUGUGUAUAUGGCUAGUCCAAGUGGGAUUGGGGGUGAUGCGAAUCUUUAGGAACCGACGAAUGCGGUCAGAUCUCCACAAGGAUGAAAACCACGACAAAGCUGCCAUCACGAAGAACACCAAGCAAUCAAAGUAUUGAACCAAGCUUUUACUGACAUGAGGUUUCCAAAAUCACGUAGAGUUGCAGUUUUGGCGAUGACGCAUAUAGCUAUAUUCAUCUGGUUCAACGUCACGU
Pecten maximus is the source of this 854-nucleotide messenger RNA. RefSeq names its product transmembrane protein 179-like. Lineage: Eukaryota; Metazoa; Mollusca; Bivalvia; Pectinida; Pectinidae. Bases 75 to 758 code for a protein of 227 amino acids. The transcript has 5 exons. The record is from RefSeq and is a predicted model, not a curated record.